GUGUGCCAUCUAGCGGUCGCGAAUAUGCAACAUCAAUUUGUUCGUGCAUUUUGUCCUCCUCGAGUUACCGUAGCAGUAACCUAUGGAGAAAAUGGCAGCGCCCUGGAGGAGUUUGUGUUUUGCAGCGCUAAAACACCAGUAUCGUUCAUUUUCCUCCACCAGCUGGGCUCAAGCUGGUCAGAUAUGGCGACUGAGCCAUGGCUUACCAGCAAAUGGAUCAGACUAUGGCCCGAUGACAGACUUGCCUGAUUGGUCAUAUGCAGAUGGCAGAGCCAGGCCAACGAUGAAAGGGCAAUUACGAAGGCAAACAGAGAGGACAGAGUUUGCGAGGCGAGUAGUGUCCUUGAGUUCCGAAGUUGACAUGGGGAUGAAGCACUGGCAAGAGACAAAGGAAGCUGAGAAUCAAAAAGAACAACGUAGAAAAGCUCUCUUACUCAAGGCGAAAGGAAAUUCUAAAUUAAAGAAAAAAUAAAUGAGUUCUUCCAUGA
This is a messenger RNA of Clupea harengus (Atlantic herring), 488 nucleotides long. It is a transcript of the gene mrpl52, whose product is annotated as mitochondrial ribosomal protein L52. Gene Ontology annotation, cellular component: mitochondrial large ribosomal subunit. Gene Ontology annotation, biological process: mitochondrial translation. The record is from RefSeq and is a predicted model, not a curated record. Gene Ontology annotation, molecular function: structural constituent of ribosome. Lineage: Eukaryota; Metazoa; Chordata; Actinopteri; Clupeiformes; Clupeidae.